CUGGGUGUGGUUAACGUUGCGGAAACGAUUGAUUAUUGGGUGCGACUGUACAUAACGGGGACGGGAGGUCACCCUGACUGGCUACGCAAGGCAACAAGUUGCGCAACUGACUACAAGUACUUAUCAGAUCCCCGUCUCAGAAACUGAUCUCCAGUUCUGAAGUCUUCAGUUAUCACCGAUUGACUACGAUCGGAGCGCGGUGUAACGGUAACUGAAACAACUGCACAGGUGACAACAGAACAGGUGUGUCGUAAAUUCCCCUGGGGACUCUCGGAACACUACGCGAGAUUUUAAUCUCCGCUAACCUGGGACUCCACAACAUCCUGACUGUUUUUGACGCAGGUGAUUCUUUUUAGUGAACGGCUUCGUGUAAAGAUACCUGCAACAAAGGACAUGGUCUCGGGGGGGAUGUUGGCUCGACAGCCCGCAUAAAAACACGCCAUUUUGUUCUCGAGCCCAGGACUCAACUCAGGCGUUUCGUUAGCCCACCUGCCGGACUUCAGGCACAAGUGAUUGUUCUCAGUUCCAGUAUGGCUGCCACCAAUUACAAGAAGCUGUUCUACGCAGGAGUGGUCCUGCUGUCUCUUGCCGGAGUUGUGAUGAUGGCCACUUCUAUGGGCACAGAUUUCUGGAUCGAGGCCCAGGUACAACGCAACUUCGGGAACGUCAGUCAGACUCAGGGCGGGAUGAACAUCGGGUUGUUCAAGGGCUGCAAGACGUUUCGGACUAUACCGGACUGCGGGUUUCAAGUGACAGGAGCAGAAGUGGGAACAAACAUUACCUACCAGCCGGGUCACCCGAUGGUGGCAGCGACCAUAGCCUUCAACGCUGGUGCUAUGCUGAUGGGGCUGGUAGCAGUCAUCUUCUCAGCAUACAAUGUCUACACAAACCCCAUAGAGACCUUCGCUGGGCCCUUGGGUCUGUACAUCUGGAAUGGAGUCAGUGCUGUGUUCUGCCUGGUGUGCCUAAUCCUGUACGCAGUGUUGUACCUUCUGCACCUGAGCGGGAACGACCUCCUCCCACAGUCAGACUUGGACAGUAGGUUCUACGUGGCGACCUCAGGUUUCGGCUACUCCUACUGGCUGGUGCUCGGCGCCCUGGCAGCGUUCCUCCUAAACGAGGGGCUGGUAUAUCUGUCUGGAAAACACAUACGGUCUGUUUUCCAGAACAGAAGUGGCAGCAUGAAGGAACGGCCGAGUGAAGAUGUUUUGAUGUACUAAAAGUAACAAACAAAAAUUGAUACUCUCAGAUGUUACAGAAACUUUAUAGGCAAAGGUUGAAUUAGAGUUUUGCCUGUAACUUAUGAUAUCAUUUAUGGCAUUGCCAAGUCCAAUACUUGACAAUGGCAAUACAUGUAGUUGUGUUAUUUUGCUAGCAAAAGACUAGUCUUAUCCAACGUUGACUGGGACUGAUGUCACCCCAUUCCAGCUGAUUCAACCAUUAUCAAUUCGUACAUGGAUCAGAAGGGUAAAGUACAGUUUCUUGUGUAUGUUCAAAUGAGUACAGUUUGAGAGAGCUUGCAGAUACAGAGCUUACACAUUUUUCUGGCUGCAAGUUGUAGCACUUCCAGGUACCAGCACAAUCAUCCAUCUUUUGAGUAUCAAAGUAGGAAUCAACCCAUCGUGUAACAACUCUUGUAGAAAAAAGAAACCAUCGCUCCUAUAUUAUAUUAUUGCAGCAGUAUGUCAUAAAACAGUUUGAAAAAGCAAAGUGUUAUAUCUGUAAUGAUGGCAAGUAUCUACAUGUUUCACACAUUUACCUAUAGGUUAAAAUGAUUUGUUUUGAUGUAAGAGAAAGUACAACAAUUUAACAUUCAUCUGUUUUUGAGUAGGGCUUUGAGGCACCUGCUAUAAAUGUUUGUGUGUGGUAGACUGAUGUAUGAUCUUAUAUGUUUGGAAACACAGUAUAUGUAAAUGUUGUUGCAUUAGUUAUACAAUUACACAGUCAGAAACACUGUGAUCAAAUGUACCUAGAUUGAACACAAAUGGUUGAAUCAUAGUUAAUAAUGCCUGAAUGGUGAGCACAAGGAUAUUGAAAAAUAUGACAAUAGAUACAAUACAGAUGGACUUGUAAGGCUGCUAGUUAUUUAAUUUUACCAAAUGUGUAGCCGUUCUAUUUAAGUGAUGUUUCAGCUUGUGUCAAAAAUCAUUGAAUCCUAGGUUUGCUAUAUGGUUUAUCUGAAUACAUACAUAUAUAACUGUUGACUGGGCUUUUCAGUUCACUCAAGACAUGGGUUCAUAACUCAUGAAGAUGAGUACAAGAACAGAAAGCAUUCCAUUGUGUUCUAAAUAAAACCAGAGAUUACCGUUAUUCACGAGACAGGCCUUAUUGAUUUUUUUGUUCCUAGGUAACAUCAGUUCUGGCAUUCCCAUUCAAAGCCAGGUUGUUCAAAGCACAUCCCAGUCCUAAGAUGACAAUACCAUAUCCAUGAUCUGGCUUACAGAAACUGCAGGUGAGAUUAAGAAUCAUGACAGUCGUCAGAAAUCUUGGUCAGGACUCUUAGUAACUGCAGUCACCCAAUGUUGAUUAUCUUCAAUCUGCAUAUCCAUCUUCUGUGGGAAGUAAGGCAUCUUGGAUCUGCUGCCAUCACUGGCAAGUACACCUGGGGUAUUAACUAGGUUUUCAUGUAGCAUCACAUUUACA
Branchiostoma belcheri (Belcher's lancelet) is the source of this 2643-nucleotide messenger RNA. RefSeq names its product clarin-3-like. NCBI's taxonomy places the organism in Eukaryota, Metazoa, Chordata, Leptocardii, Amphioxiformes, Branchiostomatidae. The coding region runs from base 531 to 1220 and encodes 229 amino acids. The transcript is spliced from 3 exons. The record is from RefSeq and is a predicted model, not a curated record.